AUGUCUCAAUAAGAGUAAAAGGUCGCUAAGUAUCCAAACUCAUUCUUGUUUGGAGCAACUUUUUUCGCUACACUCUAGGGUGUUAUUAGAAUCUCAACUCAUGAGACUCUCUCAGCAAGACCCUUCUCAUACUUGACCUGCGCAUUUUUCGGAGGCUUAGGUAUCUGGUAUUAUGACUACUUUAGAAGAAGAGCACUUGAGGAAGUUCUUUAUUCAGAAGAGAGAAGAAGAUAUAGCUAUCAACUCAAGGGUAUGGAGAAAAUUAGAAUUGGUUAAGAACACGAAAUUGUUAAUAUGGUUGAUUAUCUUAACAACUCAACUUUAUAUCUACUUUUGGAAUUCUCAGAAGAAUAAGAGGGGAUAGAGACAAAAUUAAAGUAGUUGAUAAAUACAAUGUUAAUCCCGCGCAGAGAUCAGAAUUCAAGGAGUACAUUAGUCAAGGAUUUAAAAAAAAUAACAGGCCAACUAAUAAUAAAGAUCUCCUAACAAAAGGAAACAAUGAGUGGUUCUGGAAACUUUAUGAAGCAGAUGAUUUUGAGGUUUAAAAAACAUGUGGGACAGACGCGGCUUUAUAUCUUUGCUUCCUCAGAUAAUGCUCAAUCCUAUUUUUUAUCAGUAUAGACUAAAACAUAUUUUAAUGCAUUUUUAGUUGCCAUUUGUAGUAAUUCAAUUUUACUACCAUUGUUUUUGACAUCUAAGGAUUAAAAUCACGAGGUAAUUGCAGCAUCGUAAUCAUCCUCAUUGGAAAGACUUACAUUAAUAAAUGCUUAAGAAAGAUAUUCUAUGGUUUGGGUGGUUUUUUUCUUCACUAUACUUUACAGCCUUCUAGGGCAUAUUUUGCUUUAUUAUUUCGAUGAAAAAAGAAAAGCCCUUUAAGUUCAAAUUCAUGAUGAUAAGACUGUAUUAACAGAAUUAGAAAUAUCAAAUCAUUCAGUCUUACUAAGAGGAAUCAAUAAAAACAUUCCUAUCAGAUAUGCAUAGAUGUUUAUAGAUCAUAUUUUCAAUGGUGUUAGCUGUAUAGAAGGAAAAUUAGUUAGAACUUAUGUAGUAGGAGAUUAUAUGAAAAUGCUAUAGUACUUAAAAAAACUGGAUAGAAUGUGGAGAAAAAAGGAAUACUAUAUGAAAAUUUAUAGAGAAAAACAUUUGGACACUAAAAAAUAAAAAGGUAUUUUAUGCUUUAAAACCUAUGGUUCUUCUUUAAAAGAUUAUUAUGCAUAGAAACCAUCUUUAGUUAAAGAAUAAAUGAAUUUGGAAAUGAAGAUUAAAUAAAAAAGGAACUUUGGUGUUGCCUUCAUAAUGAUUGACAAUACAUUAGAUGUCAAUGAUCUAUUGUCUGAUUUUAAUGAAUUAAAAAAAGAUAUUAAAGAAUGGGAUUCGUAAAUAACUGGACUUUAGAACAUGCUCCUUGUCCUUCUGAUAUAAUCUGGGAAGAUUUUAACAAGCGUAAUCAUUCAAAGCAUUAAUCCUUUCAUUAAGGAAUAUUACUCAAGUGACGCAGAUUAAUCAUCAUUUAUAAGUGCUUUGAUAUUGAAUUCGAUCACCCCUUUUAUUCUGAUGAUGUUUAACUAUAUCUUUAUACCGACUUUAGUAGGCUGGACUUCUUACUUUGAAGAAAUAGAAAACAUUUCCACAAGACAUAGGAAUAAUCUGUUUAAGCAAUUCUUGUUCAUGAUGAUAAAUACAGUAUUUAUUCCUAUUACUUAGACCACUACUAUCCUUAGUUUUCUUUAUUAUUUAAGGGAUAGAGACAUUGAUGAUCUAUAGAUUGAACUUUCUGAAAAAUUUCUAAAGACAUCUGAGUUCUUCUUGAAAUACAUUAUUCAGUGCACAUUUAUGACAAAUAUAGUUCAAAUACUAGAUAUUCCACAUUUUAUUUAUAUGAAACUAAAGAGAUUAUUUAUGAAAUCUAGAAACUACGAGUAAGAUGAAAUAGAGGAUGAUUGGUAUUUUGAUCUAGGCUAUCACUUUGCAUUCAGUAUCACAAUCUUCUCAGUUGUCUAUAUAUUCUCUGCUGCUGUUCCUCUGAUUCCACUAUUUGGCUUCUUAUUUUUUGCCUUUAAGUAUUAUAUUGACAAGUACAAUUUCCUCUUCGUUUACAAUAUGGAGGCAGAUUCAAGAGGAAAUUUAGGUUAAGCGGUUAUCAGAUAUAUAACUUUCGGUCUUUUGCUUUAUUAACUUAUUAUGUUCGGUCUCUUUACUUCUAUUUUUGGCAGAGAUUUCACUGUAGCUUCAAUAAUCUUACUUGUUGGAGAAAUUCUUUAUAUGAUAGUUUUUAGAAUAUUUAGUUUGUCAGAGUUAAGAGAGGCCUUUAAAUAGGUGCUAUAUGAAUAGGAAGAUGAAGAAGAAGAUGAAGAGGAUAACUUAAAAUAAAGAGAAAAAUUCUCAAAAUUGCUUAGUUCCAAAACUCUUGCUAGAAAGGAUAAAAAAUUUAAGGUUAGGUUAUCAGAUAAGAAUAUUGCUAUAAUUAAAGAUGCCUAUCUUCAUCCUUAUGAAAAAUACUAGAAAUAAGAAAAUGCCAAGAGAUUAUUAAAUGGGCUUAAAAAGGUCAUCAAAAUCAGAAAUACGAAAAAUACCCUUGAUUAAGCUGACUAAUUUGCGACAAAUUUUUCUAGAAAUAGAAGUAGGACAUUCAAUACUUCUAAAUCUUUCAACUCCAAUAGAAGCAGUUAUCCAAUCUAGAGAAAAUAUUCGAUGAUAAAAAGUGGUAGUGGUAAUUUUAAUUAAGAAAAUGAAAUUCCUAUAAGACUCAAAAAGGAUAAUAGUAUGCUCACAAAAAUUAUUGAAGAAGACUUAUGA
This is a messenger RNA of Stylonychia lemnae, 2796 nucleotides long. The record is from the annotation of a GenBank genome assembly. NCBI's taxonomy places the organism in Eukaryota, Ciliophora, Spirotrichea, Sporadotrichida, Oxytrichidae.